Molecule: messenger RNA, 739 nt
Organism: Colletotrichum navitas
Lineage: Eukaryota; Fungi; Ascomycota; Sordariomycetes; Glomerellales; Glomerellaceae
Exons: 1
Coding region: 81-671 (196 amino acids)
Source: RefSeq, a predicted model, not a curated record
UAAAAAUCAACCAAGCCAAGACAAACAGAAGGAAAAUAUGGUCAUCCAAGACAGGCAUACCCUUCCUUCCCCUGUGACGGAUGACAGACACCACCACCGCCCUCUGCCGCCACAUGUCGACGUGCCUCUUGAUCGACACCGCCUCCAACGACCCCUUUCUGCCACCUUGGUCGCCGCCAUCGUCAUCUCCGCCACCACAAGUGUUUGAUCUGAGGCGAAGCAUGGUCUGGUUUGGAGAAAAGCACCGCUUUCGCUCAUCGUCAUCGUCGUCUUGGGACAAGACAGCUCCCAUUGCUAGGCGAGUUCGCACCCGCCACGCAACCCAACAACCCCCCGUCUCAGCUGUCGACUCCUCUCCUCGAGGCUCUUCCCGUCACCCAUCCCUUUUCAGAACAGCAAACGCGCCAAACCGACGAAACUCAUUGCUGCCGAAUCAACCUCGUCUCAGCAUCAACGCCAGCCGCCUCUCCUGCGCCGGCGUCCGCAACCAAUCGCGAGCUAAAGACGAGGGUGCCGCUCUCGCAUCAACGGGAGCUGGCUGUCUCCCGCUCCUUCGCUGCAUGUCUCCGUCCUGCCGUUCUGCCCCACCAAAUUGCUUUUGUACGGCACCCAUACACACAUUUGCUUGCAUCCGUACCAUCAUGCUUGUUGCAUUAGGCCCAGGUCCCUGAUUACCUACUACAGGGGACUUGAGAAGUAUCGACUCGAUUGAACGAUUUGAUAAGCGCCAAUACGCGCA